AUGGGAUCAAAAGUUGAGCCAAACAGAAUUUGCUUUCAAUCACUAUCAAUAGGAGCGCUAGCAAAUUCACUCAAGCGGCUUGAGGAUGCCAAUGCGAAAUACAAGCAAGUGGCUGAUGUGAAGAGCCGACAUGUCGAAUUUGAGGUAGGUGACUUUCUUUGGGCUAUCUUGACUAAAUAUCGUUUUCCGGUUGGGGAAUACAAGUUGGUUGCAAGAAAGAUUAGUCUAGUGGAGAUUGUGGCUAAGAUUAAUCUAAAUGCUUACCCCCUCAAGCUUCCUAGUCAUCUAUGUACUGCCGAUGUGUUCAAUGUCAAACAUCACUUUCCUUACCAUGGUGAUAGUUCUAACAAUGAAGAUUUGAAUUCGGGGGGUGAAUUCUUCUCAACCCGGGGAUGA
This is a messenger RNA of Prunus armeniaca (apricot), 396 nucleotides long. The record is from the annotation of a GenBank genome assembly. Lineage: Eukaryota; Viridiplantae; Streptophyta; Magnoliopsida; Rosales; Rosaceae.